AUGAACAACGACCGCCAACCACCUGGCGGACAGAAUGCCCCACCUGAAGCCCCGGAUGCGCACGACGUGGCAGACCCCCCACAAGCCCCCGCUGCAGCAGACGGCCAACAGCGACAUCACAACCGCGAUCCUGCAGAACGGGAACGGGCACGUCAACGUCGCAAUCGGGAAGCCCCUCCUCACCAAGCACCACCGGAACCACGCCCAGAAGACCCAGAACGCAAUCGUCAAAUCGCCGCCGUCAUCGGAGCUGUCUCCAAUCAAAUCCAUGACGAAGACCGCCUCAAACCCGACGGAUCGAACUUCGCAAUCUGGCAAGACUUCCUAGACGAGCGAAUCCGGGAUGCCAUCAACGUUCCACUUUUCUUCCAUUUUCCCAACAACAAUGUCACACAUGAACGAAUUGGUCGCUCCAUUCUCCUCACAUCGGUUGAUCGUUCCUUACGUCGAGGCCUUGCUCGUCAUGCCACAGUCCACCGAAUGUGGCAAGAUAUCCGGAUCAGAUUCCACUCUGUCAGCCGUGCGGCCCAAUUGGACCUUUUCCGCCGACUGAUAACGUUCAGCAUCAGCGAUCACCCAACCACUGCCGGCAUGUCUACCCACAUCGGCGACAUCCUCGAUGAGAUGGAGACGAUCCGGAUGCCAUUCACCCGGGAUCAUCUGGCCGGCUUGGUCUUGCAAAACGGCCUAGCAUCGGAGCCAGAACUUCAGCAAGAAUUUGACCGAAGAAUUGAACACGACCUCCAGUCAGCGACAGUUGAAGAUCCCCCCAUGAACUUCGAUGAGAUGGUCCGCUUAAUCGACAUCAUCAGAAGACAACUCCGUCUCCAAAACGUCAACCGCGGCUCGACCAACACGCAAACGCCACUCGUCAUGCAAGCGGAGGUCAACACAACCCAAACUACCCCUACAGUCCCUCAAUUGCCAGGUCCGGCCCUACACCCGGACAACACACCCGACGCGCACGAUUUCAUGGCGAUGCAAGCCGGCCUGUGCUGGCAAUGCCGAUCCCCGGACCACAUGCUCCGCAACUGUCCCAUGCGAGCACGAAUAUCCCGGUCCCUGGUCGACCAGCAAGAAGCUCAGCAAACCAGCCCAGGAUCCACAGGGCCCCCACCAGCUAUGCCCCGAAUGGGUUUUCAGUCCUUUUUAUCCGAUCGUCACACCGCCGGGGUUUCAACGGAGUCUAUCCCCCAGCCUCAACCCUUCUCAUCGCCAACAAACCUCGCCGCCGUCAAACUCAACACACAACAACCAAGCGCGACCAGCGGACUACUACCGACCACCGCAGUACCGCCUACAGCGGGUGACACCACCAUCGGAGUCGAUCGGCUCUCAACGGCAAAAACCCACAGCACAUGA
Molecule: messenger RNA, 1362 nt
Organism: Puccinia graminis f. sp. tritici CRL 75-36-700-3
Lineage: Eukaryota; Fungi; Basidiomycota; Pucciniomycetes; Pucciniales; Pucciniaceae
Exons: 1
Coding region: 1-1362 (453 amino acids)
Source: RefSeq, a predicted model, not a curated record